Monopterus albus (swamp eel) is the source of this 2873-nucleotide messenger RNA. It is a transcript of the gene lmf2a, whose product is annotated as lipase maturation factor 2a. NCBI's taxonomy places the organism in Eukaryota, Metazoa, Chordata, Actinopteri, Synbranchiformes, Synbranchidae. Gene Ontology annotation, biological process: protein maturation. The transcript has 14 exons. Gene Ontology annotation, cellular component: endoplasmic reticulum membrane. The coding region runs from base 170 to 2503 and encodes 777 amino acids. The record is from RefSeq and is a predicted model, not a curated record.
GCUGGAAACUUGGCGCCUUGUCCUCAUCCGCUCAUCAUAAUGGUGCUGUAUGUGAUGAAGAGCCCCACCUGGACGUUUCUGUGGGUUGAAAGUUUUCACCACUCAUGACUAAGAGCUAACAGCUGCUGAGGGAGACCUUACCUGUUUAAAUGAUACUCAAGUAGCACUAAUGUAUUGUACCACAUCACCCGCAAACUCUGCUUUUAACAGAGGAGGGCGCCUUAUCUUAGUAACCCAGCAUGAGUCUGGAAGGCGUCGCCCACGCCCAUGUGUUAAAGGAAGUAUGUUUGGCACUUUAGAGGUGAAACAUCUUCAACAGAGCCUCAAGUCCAGCUGCCAGCUCUGCCACAUACCAUCACCUGAAAGACUGAGAGCCUUCAUAGACAUCAUGGAUUUGGUUUUUCAAAGCUGUGAUGGUCUCUAUGGUAAUGAUGGGCUGUUGCCUGCUCGUUGGCAGCUGCGCUACAGCGGUAAGUCCCUGGGUGAACAGCUGCUGUCCUCUCCUACCCUGCUGUGGCUUGGACCUCGGCUGGGCCUGGACACGCACGCCACCAUGGAGCUGCUGUGUCUCAUCGGGGCCGCACUGAGCCUCGCUGCCACUCUGGUGGAGUCUCUCCGUGACAGUAUAGUGUUUUUCUGCCUCUGGGCCUUGUACCUGUCCAUGUACCAGGUGGGCCAGGUUUUCCUCUACUUCCAGUGGGACAACCUGCUUCUAGAGACGGGGUUCCUUUGUAUCCUUGUUGCUCCCCUGACAUUAAUCCGGGGCUCCCUCCGGGUCAGAGAACACGAUCGUGUCACUUUCUGGCUGAUCCGGUGGCUGCUCUUCAGGCUCAUGUUCGCCUCUGGUGUGGUGAAACUCACAUCACGUUGUCCCACAUGGUGGGGCCUUACAGCUCUGACGUAUCACUAUGAGACACAGUGUAUCCCCACUCCACUGGCCUGGUUUGCCCACCAGUUGCCAGUGUGGUGGCAGAAGCUGAGUGUGGUGGGAACCUUUGUGAUAGAGAUCCCUGUACCUUUGUUAUUCUUCAGUCCGCUGCGUAGGCUGCGACUUGGAGCUUUUUACCUGCAGGUGCUGCUGCAAGUGCUCAUCAUUUUGUCUGGAAACUACAACUUCUUCAACCUGCUGACGGUGGCCCUUUGUCUGUCUCUGCUGGAUGAUCAACAUAUGCACUUCUGGCUGCGCAAGCCAUACGAGACCAACAACGACUCCAGGCUGUGGUCGUGGCUGUGUUACCUGCUGGAGCUGGCAGUCUGGUCCCUCCUAAUUUUUGGAACAAUUAUAUGCUUUGACCUGCAGCUGGAUGCAAAGAACACCAUUUCCUCCAGGACAGCGUUCACAUACCACCAGUUUAACCAGUUUCUGAAGACUAUCACUAUCCCCUGCAUAUGGAUUGGGGUCCUCUCUCUCACCUGGGAGAUGGUCACGUCAAUGUUCCGGUGUGCGUCUGUCUCUGGGUUCCUGAAAAGGUUCUUUGGAACUGUUCAGUGGACUGUGUUUGCUGCUGCCACAGCCGCAAUGUUCACUAUCAGUCUGGUACCCUUUACCUAUAUAGAGUAUGACUCUACUGCCAGGUUGUGGCCCGGAGUGCGUCGAGCCUAUGAGCUGGUGGAUCGCUACCAGCUGGUCAACUCAUACGGCCUCUUCAGAAGAAUGACAGGCGUUGGAGGGCGGCCAGAACUUGUCAUUGAGGGAAGUAAUGACGGAGUCACAUGGACGGAGAUUGAGUUUAUGUAUAAGCCAGGGAACCUAAGUGCACCUCCUCCUGUGCUGACCCCCCACCAGCCCAGGCUGGACUGGCAAAUGUGGUUUGCUGCCCUCAGUUCUCAUACACAGACUCCAUGGUUCACAAGCCUCAUGCACAGGCUGCUGCAAGGAAAGACGGAUGUGAUAGAGCUGAUCCAGACAGAUGUAUCUCAGUAUCCGUUCCACCAGCAGCCUCCUGCCUACCUCCGAGCUCACCGCUACAGAUACUGGUUUACUGAACCAAAGGCUGACGGGUCGUACCCAGAGCGUUGGUGGAGGAGGGUCUAUGCAGAGGAAUUUUAUCCCACAGUGCACCUGGGCAACAGCUUCUUAGAAAGCAUGCUCAACCACUAUGGGCUCAAGGACAAAUCGCCUCCACGUCGCAUGUCCAACACCACUGUUGUCCGGGUAGUUAGGUGGGUGCGCUCUCAGGUCAGAGGUGUUCCUGCCCACAUACUAAUCUGGACCCUCAUUGCCUGCAGUUCCACCUUGUGUCUCCUUUGGGGAUUGCGAAGCAGGAGCAAACACAGGGAAAAGACCCCACUCACUCAAAAGGGUCCUGUGACUGUCUGUGAUCACACAGAAAAUGUACCUGGAGGCUCUUUGGAUAAUCUUGAGGAGGAGGAGGAGGAGGUGGAGGAGGAGGAUGAAAAGAACAGUGAAGACAGUGAAGAGGUGGAAGGAGAAGGAGAAAACAAAGACACUGUUGAUGAAGAGGAGGAAGAAGAGGACACAAGAAAGGAAAGAAAAAGGUGAACCCCUCUGAAAGGGAAGCUUUGGUGAAGAUGCAGGUUAACGAAUCAUAGACUGUUAACCCCAUUUGUCUUUUUAAAAUGUUACUAAACAUGGCCAAAGAAAUUCUUUGUAUAUUUGUAUUUUCUGAUCAGUCAAUUACAGAAAGAUUUCUAAAAGUUUAUUUACCUCCAUUCAUUUGCACCUUCUGCAUCAGAGUUUGCUACUUCAGAAAUCACCUAUUGCCUUAGGAGCAGUUUUAAAGGAGCAGAUCUUCCCACAUGUUUAUGCAUUUUAAUCUCCACAAAGUUUAUUGUUCGCAUUACUGUCCCACUCUUUGUGUGUGUUGGCUUUUUGUUGCUGUCAAUAUUAAACUUGAAAAAAAUCACCCAAA